Messenger RNA from Cyclospora cayetanensis, 4698 nucleotides. RefSeq lists its product as uncharacterized. The record is from RefSeq and is a predicted model, not a curated record. Lineage: Eukaryota; Apicomplexa; Conoidasida; Eucoccidiorida; Eimeriidae. The transcript has 10 exons. Bases 1 to 4698 code for a protein of 1565 amino acids.
AUGAAUGACAUCUUAGGGUACCUUCAUUUCAGAGACUUCUUUGGCAUUCUCCAGCAGCAGAAGCCCAAUCAAGAGGAGCAGCAUCCGCCCCUCAGGCUGCUGUGCUGCUGUCUCCUUCUGCUGGUGCAGUUGCACGACUGGUACACCAUUCCUCCUGAUAGCCUCAAGGCUAUCCUAUCUCGCUUUCCCCUCGAGGAGGUGCAUGCAUGCAGGCAGUUGAUCCGUAUUGCAGCAAGGGCCGCCGAACAGCGCGAGCACGCGGAGGCAGCAGGAGCCAGAGCACCUUCAUCCGCUGAGGCAGAAGCUCUUCAGGAAAGACAUGCCCCUUUGCUUCAAGACAGUCCCUCGUCAAGGCCUGAUGAGGGCCCCUCCACAGAGCUGCAAAACGAAGCCAAUCAUCCGUAUACCUGCUUGUGGGCUUGCGGGGGGGAACCCUCGGGAGCACCCUCUGUAUCGCUCACUAAUGCGUGUGCAUUGGAUGCAGCCUUACGGAGGUUUACUGCCGAUGUUGCUGGCUUCGCCGCUGCCGCUGCUGCUGGUACCGCAGCAAAACACGCUUUUGUGGCCUCUGGCAUGAAGGCGUGGGGGCCCUUGCUGCCGCUACUCCUGCCUGUCCUUUAUCCUUCCCUGCCCACAGGUGCCUUUUUUGCUCCUCUAACGUCUGAAGCCGCCCCCGUAGGAACUCGCCGGAAGCACCCUUUGCAGCCGCAGCAGCAGCCACACGGGCAUAAACGACCUGGUACGAGCCAAAGAAAAUUCUCUACCUCAAAAAGCGGAAGCUCAGCUCCAGCGUCUAGUUGCCCCUCCCCAGCAUCCAGCGUGUCGGCGGCACACGCUGGAACCAAGCCGGCAACACAGUUAGCAACAACGCAGUCAGCACGAGCGACUCGCCAAGCAGCGCUGCAUCUUUGCGCGGAAGCUGUUUCUUGGCAGUGGCAAUACGCUUCAAAAAACUACCCGCCAGAGGGUUUAAACGAACGGGCAGGAGAUGCGCUCAGCAGGUUCUUGCUCGGAACCCCCUAUGCAGAGCCAGGCCUCAACCUGGCGAAGCCGUUCCUCGCCGUCAUUCUCAACAGCUCCUCUUCUGAGGAAGCGCUUGCUGCUGCCAGUCAGUGCAUCGAGGUGCUGAUAGAGCACCUGCGCUUCUCUUCGUUUUCAAUUGGAUCACCAUUUCCCCUCAUUUUGGGGUGCAUAGGCAGCUGCUCCCCUUCUUUGUCUACGCUUCUGGUUGCUUCUCUGUCCUCCCCAGACCUCCCUCUUCAUUCCUCGCCCGUAGCUGCUCUUCAGCUCGCAUUGGCCCCUUCCGCCGAGACGCUGCUGCAUGCGGCUGCGCGUAAGACGCUGUCGCUGGCUGCCCUUAGGGCCCCUCCGGGAGCUUUCUCCAGGGCAGACAACCCCCACGGACAUCAAGGGGCCCUCAAACCAGGCCUCUUGGGAGCCGUUCUCAGAAGGAAAGGGGGCCCCCCGCACCACAAGGCCGAAUUGCUGCUGAGCUACUACGUCUUCUGCUUUGACUAUGAGAAACAACAAACGCAGCGACUCUUGGCCGCAGCAGCUGCUGUUCCUGCUUCAUCAGCAGCGCCCGAUGCAUCAGGAGCUUCGCACGCGAGGGGAGGCGGAGACGUGCCAGUCCAGCUGACCGAAGAGACGGCUGUUGCGGAUGCCUUACUGCAUUUUUUAGAGGAAGCAGCCACAGAGGUGGUAGGGGAAGGGGGCCCUCCGUGCUCAGAGGUAGCGGCUGCUUUGGCCACUGAGCUCACCAAAGUGACGCCUUACGACCUGUGUGGAGCCACGUGGGGCGUUUUCGCUGUAGCUGAGAUUGUCGGCUUGAUAGAUCUGAACAAGGCGCAUGCACGGACAGCGUCCCGUCUGCGUGCAUCCCUGGCCCAUGCGACACUACUUGGGUUGCGGCAUUGCUGCCUUCGGGCAGAGAGGGGCCCCCAGAGGGAGGCCGAGGUGGGGGCCCUCACAAGCGCUUGCAGUCUCAUGCUGGGCGAGAGCCUUCGGCACCAGGACACGUGGGAAGAGCUGACGCAGCGCCUGGGGGUUUUGCUCUACAGUCAGGGGCUUGGGGGCCCCCCUCCUUUGGUGUCUGUUGGGCCGCCCCUCGUGGGCCCCCUCUCGUCAAGCGAAGAGAUACAUGCAGUUCUCAGAAGCCUCCUCCCGCGCACGCUGCCAGUUUCGCCCUUCCUGUCUCUUCGAGCCGCCAACCACUCGCUCUUCGCGUUCGUCUUUCAGGGGUUCCUUGAUGCUUGGCAGGCGUGGGGCCUUCAGACAACGCAGCCCCCCCUCCAGCAGCACGAGGAGAACGAGGCCGUCCGAGAGGUUCUCACCGCGCACAUCUCUUCAGCAGCGGCUUCUUUCACCGAUCUUUUGUCGCCUUUGAGCGACUCACCCCCGGAUCAUGUCGAAAGCUCCCGUGCUUCUUGCGGAUCGCUGUGGGAGGAGGGGCUCUCUGUCCCCUCAUACUGCGCCGGGGGCGAAGAGGUGGAGGCAAAGGAGGGAGAGGCCCAGGAGAGUGGCCCUGAUUUUCUGCUCUCUCUGCAGUGCCUGCUCUUCGUGUGUCAGUGCGGACGCGAAGCGUUUGCUGCCGCUCUGUGCUCUUCUCCUCGAGAGGUUCUGAAACAGCAAGGGCAGGGAGAGGGAGGAGGCUUCUUUGGACUUCCCUACGGGGGCCUCCAGCGGUGGAUGCAUCUCGUCGCUUCCUUUGCCACCUUCUUGGAAGGCCACACGGCACCUACUGCCAAAGUUCUCAUCCCUACUGUUUGGUCUCCUCUAGAUUACCCCACUGUGCUGCUUGCCCUGCAACGCCAUGCAUUUCCCAGCGUCGGGGCUGCCGCAGCGUCUCUCCUAGGCGGGAUAGAGGCUGCAGCAGCCGAACGGGAAGGCGUGGCCUGCAGCUGCUUGGCUUUGAUGCUCCUGUAUCUUGUCGCAAGAAUGCACAGUAUUCCCUACUUCAGGGGUGAGCUGUCUGUUACAUCUUUGGCGUUGGCAUGGCUAGUUUCAAGCCGAUUUUCACUGCUUGCGAAUCUGACUGUCUCAUAUGCUCUGCUCGCGGAAGCACUGUUUGUGCGGGGUCUUCUCGUUCUGUGCUGCUUCUCUGUCAGCCCCGCCUUGAGCCAUGGGAUGCUGCGGCUAUUCUCGGAGGCUCUGCAGUCUUGCCUGCCCGAGGCAUCCCUUCUUGAGGGCCCUCUGCCUCCUCUCACCCCUUCAGAGCUGCUGCCCUGCGAAAAUCUGCAUCCCGCUGCUCUCGCCGAAGCCGACUUGGCAGACCCCAUUUCCAGGGCAGCAGCAAGCCUUGCAUUAGAACCUUUCCCCCUUGCCACCUGGACCGCUGGAAAUCUCGCCUGCAAGCACGACACCCCGGACGCCUUUGAAUUGCGGGCUUGUUUGCAGUCUUCCGCAACGGCUGCGACUCUCGAGGCUGACUGUGAGGAGUUGCAGCUGUAUCUGGCAAGCGAACCUCUGGCUGGUGUUGCUGCCGCUGUGUGCUGCUUAAUCGAUGCUUUCUUUGAACGGCAUGGUGAAUCCCCCCCCAAGCCCUCUCGCAGCCUGGAUUGGAGCCCUGUUGCCGAGGACGUCCCUGCAGAGCUUCCGUUGAAGGCCGUUCCCGAGGUUCCCAGAUUUACAGAGGCCAUGCUUGAUGCGCACUACUUAUGCACCAUCCAAAAUCCUCUGAACCUCUUGCUCCACCUUCCCGCGGACGUGAUCCUGAAGCUGCUGACAGCAAACGUUUUGGCUGAAGUCAUCCUAACGCUCUUGCUAAAAUUAGAAACAUACGCUUACAUGGGGCCUCCGGCCCUUCCAGGGCGUCUACCCGAGCCAAUAGCAGCAGACGAAAUCGUACAGCUACAGGAAACAGCUGCCUUCCAGGUUGUGAUAGAGGCUUGUUGCUUUGCAGAAGACGAAGCAGUAUGGGAAUUGGUGGGAAGAUUUUUGGACCGGCAGGCGAACAGGAGACCUCAGAGCCUUGAUGCCCUCUUCGCCUCCGGCUUCUCCCUCGAAGCAGUCGAUCAGGUUUGUCGGUGCACGAAAGAAGUGCAACGUCUGUUGCCUCUUCUUUGCCGUUUGCUCCGGCAGAAUGCUGCCUUUUUCUGGGAAACAAAGUCUGAGGGAAGAGGGAAAGAUGCAACAUCAGAACAAGGGAAUACAGCUGGCACCCCCGUCUCGACGUUGCAAGAUGAUCCGAAGUCUGACCCGGCGGAUGGCGUACGGAUCAAGGCGCAUCAGACGGUUACUGUGCACCCGGCGUUGGCUCCAAUGAGUCGCGUAGAUCUCUGUCUCUUUUACCUCAAAUGUGUAGUCUGUGUUGCGUGCGACCUGAGAGACAACCGCCCAUAUCCUGGGGAGACUCGCGAAACUGAUCCAUCGUUCGCAUCAGAGAAUGCAAACGCUGUAUUCCUGGAGGCCAUCAAGCACUCCGAGUUUCACGAGUCACGCCCUUUAUGCGAGUUUGUCGCCGCUGCGGUGCCCAUCAUCUUCCCGCUGUUCUACACCUUUCCAAAGCUGGCGGCAUUGGUCAGCACCUUCCUCGCCCACAGAAAACUCUUGCGUCAUGAUGGCAAUUUAAAGGCCCCCUCAUUCGGCGCUCCUUGUUCACCACAAGGAGGCGGCACUUUUGUGACAAAGAAACGUGCAGAUGCUGUUUUAGAGAAGCUUGAGCAAGACCUAAGUCGCAUUAUUGAACUCGACUUAUGA